AUGAGUUAUUCAAGAGCAAAGAGUGAUCUUAGUAACUCGUCUGUAAAAUUUGGAUCUCAACGUGCAACAUCUGUGCCAAACGAAAAAUACUAUACUGUGUUAUCAGAACAACCUCAACAACCAUUUGGAUUUGGUUCUCAAGCUCCUGCUCGUCCCGAAGCAAGAUUUCCCGAUGUUCCAGGUCCAGGAAGAUAUGAGCCUCGACCAUCAUCAUUUCAUGUCGAAUCAAUUCGAGGGCACGGUUUAGGAUUUACGUCAAAAAUCCGCAGAAGGCUCGAAUGGCCUUCAAAAGCAAUGAAAACCCCUGCUCCUUCUCAAUACACACCAGAAAAACACUCAUCAGAACUCAAAAUUACAAUUAGUCCAAUUCUUCAAAGACGUUGUUUAUGCUAUCCAGAUGAAAAAGAAGCAUCUCAAACUCCAGGUCCAAGUGAUUAUACCAUCGCUCCCCCACAAAAGCGAAAGGCUCCUUCUUCUGUAUUCAAAUCAAGAUCUGAUCGAUCCAUUUGGGGUAUCCCUGAAAAGCCGAAGCCAAGAUUUGAUGGAAGAACUCUCAUUGUACCUGGUUUCCACUGA
Molecule: messenger RNA, 576 nt
Organism: Trichomonas vaginalis G3
Lineage: Eukaryota; Parabasalia; Trichomonadida; Trichomonadidae
Exons: 1
Coding region: 1-576 (191 amino acids)
Source: RefSeq, a predicted model, not a curated record